AUGGUUGCUCAAAAGCACAAGCAACGCAAGCAGAAAGUAAUCGAUCCAUUGAAACAAGAAGAAACAGUGCGAAAAGUUAUGGCAGUAGAAACGAAAGAACAGAAAAUCAUAAAUGAUGUGGAAUUUUCUUUGAAGCAACGACGAUUUGACAAGAUAGCGAUAGAAGAUGCGCGUGCUGAGAUGGAAGCGAUUAUUCGGCAGAAAGAGAUUAGGGAUAUGAAAAUUACCGAAGAAAAAGCAAUGUUACAGAUUCGCGAAAAUCUCAGUGCUAUUAUCGAAGCGGGUGUAAAAUGCAUUCAACCGUCAGUAAUCAUACCUAAGAAGAUUAAAUACGAUGGUCGUGCAACAUUAACAAUUAACGAUGUUAAAUAUAAAAUAAAUAAUAAUGUACACAUUGUUGGCUGGGGCAAGGAAGUUGUUGAAAUGAGCUCGGCGUUCGAAAGGAUGGUUGGUAAACAAUUGAAAAAAGGAUUUAUAGUAGUACCUCGCAAAUCGAUCUCUAUGAUGUGGAGCUUUCCGGAAGCGUUUCCAAAGUUGGACAGCCGUAUAACUUUCGUUGAAGCCGGGACGGAUGGGCAGCCGGAUGAAAAAGUAGUUGAGAUUACACGGAAAAUCAUGAAUUAUUGUAAGCGACUGAAAAAACGCGACUUGCUGAUUGUUAUGCUGUCACGGGAUUCAGACGAUCUUCUCUGCUGCCCGCGGGAUACAAUUACGUUGAGAGAUAAGUUAAGAGUUCUGAACAGGUUAAAAGCUGCUAAUGCGACUUCUGAAGAAAUCAAUAUCGUGAGGAAUAAACUUUCUGCGAUAAGAGGUGGUGAUCUGGCGCGUCUGGCUUAUCCGGCUAAAGUCAUCACCCUCUUCACAUCUGACGUGUCAGCAGAACCGCCGGAACAAUUGGGAGGUGGACCGUGCGUUCACGAUUCAAAGGACCGAAAGGCCUUGAUUAUUUUGGCGAAGUACAAACUUGUUGACAAAGUGUCGCAGAGCGUUCGCCAACUGUUGGGGGAAAUUAAUCCUCGAACAGUGGCGGCUGAUACUCAAUUAGAUGCGAAGAAGAGAUAUAAGUUCGUGCAGCAAUAUGUGAUCGCGUGCAACGCCGACGCUAUGGAAUGUAUGGCUACGGAGGCUCUCAAACUAGGACUGUCCCCCUUGAAAUUAAACUCCAUCUGUAGCGGCGGCGUCGAGGAAUUCGCGCAGGAAUACGCGAAGAUCGCGUCCUUAAUGAUCCUGGCGGUUGAGAACAAAAUUACCAAGUUGGAGAUGUACGAGCAGAUGAAGGAGAGUGCGGUGUGUCCUCUGACCGACCGGGAGGUAUGGGGGAUGUUUCCCACGAAGGACAAAUGGGGUCUAGGACUGUGCCUUCUGCUGGGAGGCCGGCCGAUUGUUCAUCUCUGCGAGCGUCCCGGGAAGGGUGGACCCAAUCAGGAGCUCGCCCUCUACUUCUCCUUAUAUUGGUACAUGCGUACGCAGCAAUAUCCAAUUUUGCGAGGAUACACCGUCUGGUUCCUCGGCGGCAGCUCUCAUGGAAAAGACGGCAAUACCAGCGCAGCUGGCGCAUUCGGAUACAAGAGCCUAGCUACUGACGUUUACCCGGAAUACGAAAAAGCGAGGAGUACGUAUAAGGCUGCCUUUCUGAGAUGGCGGAAGCUCACCAAGGAUAAACAGAGCGAAUGGGAGAUCGCGGAAGCUCGCCGGACGGCGAAAGACACGGAAGAGACGGUGGAGAGAUACGCCGCCGUUCUGCCGGAGCGAGUUUUGAAGGAAAACAACGCGAAUUUGUUUUUUUCGAGUAUCAACGACGGCGACGAGUUAUUGCUGCUGAAGAGAGAAAAUUAUUACACGCUCGCAAACGUCGGAGAUCUUCAUGUUAUACGAAUCGCGCGCUUCCAGUGCAACUGCAGCAGCGCCUGUCAUAGAGACGAAGAUAGGAUAUGCGCCGAUAGAGACUGUCCUGUCAAUCGCGCGUUAUCGGCGACGGUAGUCCCGGUGUUACAAUAUUGUUGUCGGCUCGGAGCACCGAAGAGCCGUUGAUUAUUUACGACCUUGUUGUGCGCCGGAUUUUGUGAUGGAUUUUACUCCGCUCGCGCUAAAUUCACCCGGUCCGCGCGAUUCUUUGCUUCAGCACAUGGACGUCUCAUUCAUUUCCCAUUUGGUAACACGCUAAAAAUUUAUAAACUGUUUAAAAACGUAUUUGUAUUAAUAGCACGUCUUUAAUUAAGUGCG
Molecule: messenger RNA, 2223 nt
Organism: Linepithema humile (Argentine ant)
Lineage: Eukaryota; Metazoa; Arthropoda; Insecta; Hymenoptera; Formicidae
Product: glycerate kinase-like
Biological process (GO): protein phosphorylation
Cellular component (GO): cytoplasm
Molecular function (GO): glycerate kinase activity
Source: RefSeq, a predicted model, not a curated record